AUGCCAAGCGCGACCGACGACGAUGACUGGGCCCGCGCGGUCGUGGCCACGGACGUGCUCCGGAGCGGCAGCCUCCUAGCCAAGGCCUUCCGCGCGCGCGUUGCGGACGAGCCCGAGCUCGCCAAGCAAGGCGUCGCUGACCGCCUGAGCGCACUCAUGAAGGAGGCCGCGCCGGUCCAUGGCACGUUCGUCGGCGACGACCUCGAGCGCAUUCGGUUGCUCGUGUUUUCGAAGGAAGCAAGUGCCGUGAAGAAGACCUUUGACGCGUCGAUGCCAUCGGCAGUGCUGCGCGAGCAGGCGCUGGCCGCGACGACGACGUCGGCGCAAGUUCACGGCGGCAAUGACUUUCAGAAGCGCUACUACAUUGAGAAGCACCUCGAGCUCAUAGCGAAAUGUCUCGCAGCGCCAAUGCCGAGCGCAAUUCAUGCCCGCGACGCGGUGCCGUACGCCGUCUCGGCCCAUGCACCGACGGACCUUCCGGAGAAGCUCUUCUCGCUCGCGUCCGGGCGUCUCCAGAUCGAGAUGCUCCAGUCGUUUCGUCAUCUCAACCCCACGUUCUUCCAGAAAGGCAUACGUAUCUUGGUGCGCACGCUCUUGGACGGACCGCCGCUGGCCCUGCGCACGAUUGCGCCCAAGACGGCCGAGGCAGCGAUGCUCGACGACCUCUCGGCGCUGGCCCUCUCGACGCUGGAUGGGUCUAAUGUCGAUGACACGGAGGCUGCGCUGGCUCUCUUGUGUGCGCUCGGUGUGGCGAGCGGUCGCGUUCGAUACCUCCUGUCGGCCGCUAUGGGGCUUUUGACAUGGACGCCGCCGACGUUUCCUUCCGCAGCAUUUGCCGCCGAUGUCGAUACCAUCGUUGCACGCCUCGAAGCUCACUCGCUGGACUUUCCGAUCGGUUUGGUGUCGGCACAGAGCACCGUGGGUCAAUUCCACGUGCCGAACGACCGUGCGACGGCGCUGGCCACCGACGGGACGUAUCUGUACAUGUGGAGCGGCGACCUUGUCAAGGUUGGGAGCGGCUACCACGGCAGUGUGGCUGGUCACGUCUACGCGACGUCUCAUGCAUGGAGCACGCACCUUGGUGCCGACACGGUCGUCCAGUGCGCCCAACUCGUCCAUGUCCAGUCGACGUUGCUCGUGGCCCUCGACGGCGUGCAACCGGAUGGCACGGCGCGCUCGGUCCAUUUGACCGUCCAGCCCGACACGAUGUGUGUCGAGGUCGUGACGAUCGAUCGAGGCACCGCGACGCUUUGCACGGACGGCGUCCAUCUCUUCGCAGUCGAGUUGCACGAGGCGGCGGUAGCGGUCCACGAACUCGUUUGCGCGGCGUCUGAGUGGGUUCGGUCGCCGCGCCCCUUGCUGGCAGGCACGACCUCAAUGUCGAUGGACGUCCAAGCUUUCUGGACGUCACCAGAGCCGUUUAUGUGCGUCACGAAUGGACACAGUAUCGCGGCCUACCGUGUCGACGAGACGCGACUCCAGUGUGUUGCGAUUAACUUGGCGACGGCCGAAGCCACGGCUGCCGUCUCGGCCGACUGCCCCCUCUCUGCCAUCACGUUGGAUCUACGCAACAACGUCUUCUGGGCGGCCACCGAGAAGUCGAUCGUGUGCCAUCGCAACGACGGUCCCCGGGUAGGGAUGCCGCAGACCGUCGACAAGGUGGACGUCUCGGCGCUUCUCGCUUCGACAGCGAGCUCUUCAAUCUCGGUUCUUGUCCGUCUCUUUGGCGUGUGCAACCGUGUUGUCGAUGCUUACUCGAGCAACGAUACUUUUUCCUCGACUGCACGUCUGGACGUGGCGUUUGCUGUGGAUCUCUGCCCAAGUACCUUUGGCGACCUGAUUGCUCUCGUCGAAAAACUCUCACGAAGCCCCGUCCUUGCGCCGUGGCAAGCAUUCGUCGUCGAAGUGAGUCUCAAGCUGCUCUCGAUCAACACGGCUCAAUGGAGCGCUGCGCGCGAGUCGUUGCCAGACCACGGAGCCAUCCGAGACCUUGUCCAGCGCAGUGGCUUGCGCGAUGGCCUCAGAGCCUUGCUUGAGGCUGAAUCCACACUACCACGCCUUCGUGACGCCUCUCGCCGGCUCUACGUGGCGUCGAUCGACAUGCUUUUUCCGACCGUGGACGCUCAAUGGGCUUUGCUUGCGGCUUGCAUUGCGACGAGCGACACAGUCGCGCUUCCGCUCGUGCAGCACAUGGCGUCGCGGUCCAAAAUGCAAUCGCUUGUCGCCGGUGACAUUUCGUUGGCGCUUCGAAGCUCGAUCACGCAGAUCGUGGAUGCAUCGGCGGCCUUCACGUUGUCCGAGCUGGAUGGUGACACGACGUCGGAACGCGCCGAUCUCGGCGCCGCACUCGUUCAUCUCGUCUCGACGCUGCUGGACGCGGUCACGGCGACGUGCGAACGGCAUGUAUCGGCAACUGCGCACGUCAUUGGUGUCGUUCUCGCCGCUUGCGACGCGCUGUGUGUACGUAUCGCUGCGGCGCCAACCGCCGCCGCGUUGCAGAUCCUCGAGUCGAGCGUGCUCGGGACCGUGGCCCCAAAGCUGUUUGCAAUUGCCGAGUAUCUUGUGGCGUCGUUGCCGGCGGCGACAUCAGGUCUGAGCGAUGUGGUGGCCGCCUUUGUGCCGUUGGCAAUCGCGGUGCUCGAGCGCAUGCAGCCGUUGUUUCGUGCUGUCGAAAGCCGCGAUACGUUUGUCGAAACAAAGCACCGCGGGUGUACGACCGUCGUGUUCGAGUCGGAGCACGAGUACCGCAACGACAUGCACGAAAUCAAGGAGCUUCGUCUCGAUGGUGCGCAGAGCAUGACCAUUGCGUUUGACAGCCGGUGUCGCUCCGAGUACAACUACGACUACGUCGUCUUUUACACGGACAAGUCGUGCACGACGUUCUACGGCGAAGACAAGUACUCGGGUCGCGACGGCUCGUUCAAUUGGCCCGGCGUCGGGAAUUUGCCGCCGCUUGUCAUUCCGGCCGACCACUGCUUCGUGCUCUUUCACUCGGACGGGUCCAACACGGACUGGGGCUACAAGUUCACGGCUACUGCCGACGUGACGGAAAACAGCCGGUCGUUCGAGAUGCAUUGGCUCACGAGCCUGGAACAGUGUCUAUUGGACGCGCUGCAUAGCGUCGUUACGCUCGAGGCGACGUGGUGUCCUGUGGCGCCGUCCGAAAACGCACUCCACCGUGUGCUCGAGUCGGAUCUGCUGCAUGGUGGCAUGGCAGCGCGACCGACCGAUGCCAACGAUGACGGCGUCGUGCAAUUUCUGCACCAGCUCAUCGACGCCACCGACGACGAUGACAACCUGCCAAGUGCUGCUCGCGUGGCCCAGCUCCUCAAAGCCAAGACGCCCCAAGACCAAGGCUCCGUGCCGCACAUCAACCGUGCGGUCCGAGCGGUCGCCGCGGCCAUUUUGCACCACAACAUGUGGAGCGUCGAUGCCUAUGCGCUCGGUCAAGGUCUCCGAAGCGAUGCGAGCCCAUCGCUUUUGCGGGCGUGGAAGAAUGCGCAAAAGAUGCGCAACUGGUUUGAUAUCGGUGACGCGCAGCGCCCGCUGCAAGCUGUGCCCGCGUCGACGCCGACGUUGCAGCGCCAACCGUCGGCGUUUGCCGGUGCGUCCGAAGCCGCGCUGAGAACACUGUGUGCCAACGUCGAGGCGCGCGCGCGCUUCCUUCUUGCGCUCGGACCCGCGUCGUUUAGCCUGGCAGCGGCGACCGACCCAAACGCUGCGACCAAGCGCUGGCAACUCCUCGCCAAGUACGGCGUCGCGCUCCAGAAAAGCGAGGACCCGGCCUCGAUCGUCGCCAAGUGGCACACGCUCGUCGAUGAAGUUGAAGCCGCAACGCAGCUGCAGCAGCUGAUGCUGUAUCGCAAGAGCUCGGCGGGUCGGACCGACAGUCGCCACGCCAAGACCAUGACGGAGCUGGUUCUCGAGUUUGUGCAGAGCGACGUCGACAUUGUUGCGCUUCAGGCGGCUAUCGAGAUGCGCAACCAACGCGCGACCCUUCGACGCCGUAGUCUGGACAUUGUGGCAACGGCGAUGGCGACGACGAUGAACGCCCGCUUGCGUCACGUGUUGCUAUCCCGCUGGGCGUCGUCGCUUCGGGGGCUCGAUCCACGACGUGUCCACGUGCUCAACCACUUGGCAGGGUGCGGUGCCGACGCCCGCAGUGCCGUCGAGCAAGCUCACGCCGCGCUUCUCAUGCCUCUCCAGCACUUGCUUGCGUGUGCCGAUCCGCUCGUACAACUGAGCGCGCUGCAGUGCCUUGCGCAGGACUUUGCAUUCCGCGACGGCGACAUGCUCGUCGCGAGCCGCGUCGUGUCGGCGGUGUUCUCGCUGCUGCAGGCGCCUACGCCAAGUGUCCGCGCGGCAGCGCAAGCCGUCGUUCGCAUUCUUCUCGAGCGCUUUGUACAAGUUGACAAGCGUGGCGACAUCCAAGCCCACAUUGCAGCGUGUGUGGCGGACUACACGAUGACGUUGACGACGGUACCGUCGUGUCGCUUUCUCCCGAGCCAUACCCCGGGGCAAAGCGUGGUGACGCCGACGCCACUGCCCAGCGUUGGGUUUUGGAUGUACAUCCCCGAGAUACCAUCCGUUCGACUGCGGGAAGGUAACCUGGUCAAGCACGGACCGCAGUGGCGCGACGCAACGCCAGACAACGCAGCUGUCGGUGUCGUCACGAGUAUCUUCAACGAUGUGAAUGUGGCGGUGCGCUGGCUGCCGCGCGUCGGCAACAAGGAGGUCCACGGGUGUCACGUCUACGACGUCGGUGCCAAGACGUUUGAGAUUGUCCCACUGCACCUUGACGCCAGCGGCCAGAUCUUGCUCAAGGCGCACGUUCUCGGCGACUCGUGGUUGCACCGGCUUGUCGGUUUGGCCCUGACGCAGACCUACCACCUGGAUGUGGCACUCGCCGAUGGCACUGCGUUGGCUGUGCAUGUGCAGACGCCGGAGCCGUUGAUGCCAGAGACGUGGUACCACGUCGGCUUUGCGGCAGCUGACACGGAGUCCGACUACUCACUGUACGUUGACGGAGCACCGGUGCUCGCGUUGCCGCUCAGUAUGCACUUGCAACACCACGUUCGCAACGAAGCACGUCUUGUGGAGUCGCUGCAUCCGUCGGUUGUCAAGGGCUGGCAGUACGUUGCAGUGACCAUUGACGGCGCCAGUGCGCUCCAGGUCGCGUUUGAUGCUCAAACUACGACCGGCGGCGACGACGACGCGUGCUACUUGGUGUUUUAUCGCGACGGCUUGCACACAAGUACGUGGGGCGAUGCGCGGUAUACGUCCAAGCACAACCUGCCCGGCGUCGAUGGCAACAGUCUACUCGACAUUGCGGCUGGCACGUUUGUGCUGGGGUACUACACAAGCGAGGCAAGCGCCGACCUAUGGGGCUUCCGAUUGUGGGUUUAUGACGCCGAUGUGUCGGUGCGCGCGUUGCCAGUCUCGCGUCUGUACGUGGGCGAGCCACCGGGGCGCGUCGGUGCCGAAAAGGCGGCGGGUUGCUACAUGCAUGACUUGGACAUUGCGUGGCGCCCGCCAUCGACGCCUGACGCCGUUGCCAUUGCGCGUGCGACACUGCCGGAUCCUACGACAACGACGCAGCAUGAUGUGCCGUGGCACGUUCUUGGUUGCAUUUUGGCGUCCGUGCACGGAUCGCCAGAUGCUGCGCGCCAGGUGCUGACGCCGACAACCUUUCAGCGUCUGCUCGAGUGUGCGUUUGCGUCGGCGCACCCAGUCGAGCUUCGGUGUGCGGCGACAUACGUCGCUGCGCAGAGCCUCGUGCUGCACCCACAUAGUGGCGUCGCAUCGGCACUGCUGCAAGAGUACGUUGAUCGUGCGAUGCAGUUUCUGAUCGUGGACGCCAACCCGUGGGCUCCGACGGGCGGCGUCACGAUGGCGCCGGCACAUGCCAGUCUUGUCGGUGCGGCGUAUGCAACGUUUCUGCGGGCCGCGUCGACACACCCGGUCGUCGCGUCGUCAAUGGAAACAAAACUCAAGAGCAGCUUGCGGCUUGAGCACGGUGUCGGGUGCGCCCUUGCCGCUGCGUGGGUUCUUGGCGGCGACUACGACCAUGCACACGUCGGCACGCGCAUCAAGACGCUCGACAUGCGGGACAACCCCGAAGGAACGAUCGAGGGUGGCUACAUUGUCAGCAUCGACGUCGUUGGCGACGAGCGCGUCGCUAGAGUGCUCUUCGACUUGGACCCUACCCGCAUCGAGUCGUUGCGCCUCGACGCUCUCCACCUAGAUCCGGCACCUCCAGCGUAUGUUGACGUCGCCCAGCGGCUCGUGAGCGCUUGCGCGCCCGAAAUUCUCGAUGCAAUCGAGGCGGCGACGCAGUUGGUGUCUCCGUGCAUGAUGGACGUACGAGCGCGGCUGCUCAAGGUACUCGGGCGGCUCUGUGAAUCGCCGGCAACGGUGGCGUCGCUCUUGCCGCCGUUGCUGUGCCUUGCCAAAGCCACACCGUCUGGAGCCCCGAUGGCAGUCAAGCCUGUUUGCAAGGUACUCGAAUCGACGCACCCGUACAAAGACUCGAUCGACGUCUACGAGACCGUGUCUUUCCCAGGCGCCACGAGCUGCCGAAUCACCUUUGACGCGGCUUCGCGCACGGAGAAGGACUGCGACUACAUAACGUUUUACAAGGACAAUGACAAGCGCGACGCGUUUUGGGGCCUUGAACGCUACUCGGGUCGCGACGACGCGGUGUGCUUUCCUGGCGUUGGUGACGAAGCGCCGCUCGUCAUCCCUGCCAGUCAUUUUACGUACUAUUGGCACACGGACAGCUCCAACAACGACUGGGGCUGGCGCUUUACCGUGCAGGCCGUCUUUGAGCCCGUGGCACCAUCAUCGCUGACGAUUCCGCAGCUCAACCAGCGACUCUGCCACCUCUCGGAGAUGCUGCUGGAGCUCCCGCCGCACGCCGACGCUCACGAGGUCGCUGCGACACCGUCGGCCGUCCCAUUCACGGUAGCUUCGAACGCACAUGGCGCCGUGGAGAUUCCCGACGUCUACUUUGACGAAAGCAGUACGAACGACUGGGUCGUCGUCGCUCGCAAAGACGUCGAUGUACUGCCGGCCCCGGAUGCAACGUCGAGCACCGGCAGCCUUCACCGUGGCACCACCGUGCACGUGCUCGAUGUCUCGAGCGAGUGGGUGCGCAUUGCGUCGCUAGACGGUACCAACGUCGUCGGCUGGAUCCCACGGCGCAUCAACAACGAACGAACAUUGGCGCAACCAACGACAUAUGCUCCGCUUGAGCAUGGGCAAGCGUUCGUCGGCGCCACCGAAAGCAGCGAAGCGCAGGUACCGCCCGAGCUCGACGCUGGUGACACUGUCUGUGCCGUCGAGUCUCACUUUGAUGUGUCGACGAUCUAUGCUGUCGCGACCCGGCGACCGCACGAUCUCAUGCGCGACCUCCUCGAGAGCUUGGGCGUACAGUAUGCCCGAGCUUGUUUGCAUGCGUACGUGGCGUCCGAGCGUGCCGAUGCGUUGCCCGUCGACGUCAUCCUUGGCCUCGCUGACCUCGUCGUCAACAGCGAGCCACCGUCUCCGACGUCGGCGCUCAGUACGCUAAUACAACGCCUCGUCGCGGCUGACAGUGCGUUUGGGGAUGCUGUCGCGGCGGCGUGCACCCGUGCGAUUGCCCAGAAUCUCGCGGUGCUGCCCAAACAACCGCGCGUGCACCGAGUCGAGAGCUUACUACCCAACUACCAUGAGCGCAUCUGCUUUCCCGGCGCGUCGACGAUCCGAAUCGAGUUUGACGGGACGACGCACUGCUCCGACGACGACGGCGUUGUUUUCAUCGGUCGGGACGGUGCGAUCCCCAAUGGACCGUACUUUGGUUCGGCAGAGAGCGGGAACUGGCCCGGCGUCGGCGACAAGCCGCCGCUACUUGUUGCAUCCGACACUGUCCACGCGUUCUUCCGCGCAGACGACGAGAGCCCCGAAGCGCUGAUUGCGUUUACAGCGUACGACAAUGCCACCGGCACCACGACGACCCAGGACGUGGAUGCCCUCCUUGCGUCGCUCCGGCUGCACACGUGGGUUCUCUCGCAAGUCGGCUGCGUGCACGUGUCGAACAUCACGCAGCUGCUCGAUGCAACGUGUCAGUUGUACCAAGCAGCGCCCGAACGCCUGCAGCUGCAAGUGCUCGAUCUCUGGUCCACUUGGCUUCAAGACGACGCAACCCGCGUGUUUGAGCAGCUGGCGCCGAUGUGCGUCCACAGGUUCCUCGCCUUUCUCAAGACCAAGUUAUGGGCGCAGCACAAGCUGGAAGAAGCGCACACUACCAAGUCGAUCUUGCUUCGUCGGCUCUUUCAGUGCGUUGUUGACGCCGACGAGCACCUCGAGUUGUACCUCUUGUCGAUGGCAGCGGCGCCAUUGGCAGCGUGGGCACCAACAACCAACGUUGUUUUGACGGACGACGGGUCACGCGUCCAGAAGGUAGCUGCAGGCAGCGCGCCGACGAUCGUGCGCUCGACCCAAGGGGUGACGGCCGGGCUACAUGUCUGGAACGUGCUCGUCGUUUCGGCGCAAGCGCACGUCGUCGUCGGUCUCGUCACGGACAUUGGCGAGCUUACGCUGUUGCACGCGUGCCCGGUGGACGCAGUCACCUUGAGCGCGAGCGACGUUGCAACCAUCGAACUCAACUUGGAGCGACAGGAAGUGCGGUAUUUGCGCAACGGCGCCUAUGUAUACGCUCGCCAUGUGGUAGCCGGGCAGAUGUACUACCCAGCUGUGCAACUUGCGAACGCAGAGGACACGGUCGUCCUUCAGACGUCACAGCCGCUGCAGUGGCUACGCACCGUGCAAUCGAUCAACCCGCCGUGGUAUCAACGCGCCGUUGCGUCGCUUGGGCUGCUCAAAGGCUUCCACCGGCGCGCCGAUGUCCCAAGCCGCUUUAGUACCGAGACACCCGGUUCCGUGAUCUUGGCCACGGUGGUGCGAGGCGUUGACUGGGCGUACGACAACGAAGAUGGCGGCGUCGGCAACGUCGGUAUCGUGAUCACGAAGGAGCCAUGGUGUGGUCAGCCCGACGCUGCCGUGCGAGUGCAGUGGCUUCACGACAAAUCGACGGGACUCUACCGGUUCGGCUACUGUGGUCUCUACGACGUGUUGCCAGCAGCGGUGUUUCCCCCAUUGACGCAGCCGAGCACCGACGUUGCCAGUGGCUUCGUCGCCCUCGACGGACCGGUGCACGUGACAAUUCCGAGCUUACCAUCGAUCCACGGCGACUGGACGGUCCAGCUCUGGCUUCGCCGCGACGGCAAACAUGCUGAGGCACAGGUCCUUCUUCACAUGUCAACAGAUGUCAACUGGUGGCUACGGCUGGCGAUCGACUCGAAGCGCCGCCUGCAGCUGAUUGUGCACGCCGGUCAGUCGCAGCAAAUUACGUGCCCCCACGUGCUCGCUCUCGAUGCCUGGACACGCGUCGACGUCUGCGCCUUUGGCUCGGCGAUUGCGUUCCACGUCAACGGAGACCUUUUGCACCACGACCGUCUGCACGCCAAGCUGCAAUGCGCUCCUGCAACCUCGACAACGCUGCACCUGGGCGCUGGCGAUGACGAUGGCAGCAAGCCGUGGUGCGGUCACCUUUCGCAUGUCCGGCUCUGGGAUGCUCCGAUGUACAUGCAGCAGUACUAUGUCGACGUGCUAAAACGGCAGUACAACUCGGUCGAUGUCGGCGAGCCAGCGACGUUCGAGCAACUGGCUUUCAUGGCGGCGGCGGCACCGAAAGAGUUGUCGGACGGCACACGGGCGCUUCUGAAGUCGUACCGAGCUUUUACGUACGUCAACCGCCACGGCGACUUUGCGAGUUUGCGGCCGCAAGGAGUCGGUGUCUUGACUCCGAGCUGUGCGCAUGGCAAGGUGUACUACGAGCUCACGCUACUGCGUUGCACGUGCCUUCAGCUUGGCUGGUCGCUUGGUGACUGUGCGAUUUCGUCGCGCGACAUGGGCAUUGGCGACUGCAACCGGUCGUUUGGUGUCGACCUGUGCCGCCAAGCCAUGUGGAACGAGGAGAAGACGGCCAUCUCGGAAGCUAUUUGGCAGCCUGGCGACGUUUUUGGCUGUCUCCUCGACUGGCACGCCGGUGUCAUGACGUUCUCGCUUAAUGGCCGUGUCCUCGCCAACGUCGCCUUCCACUGCAAUAGUGGGGUGAUGGCGCCAACGUCUCCGAAGGAUGGUACCGCCAGCAGCCAGUGGAGUCGAGACGGCGACGAAGACGAUAGCGACAGUGGUGACGACGAAGUCUCUGGCGCGGAUGAUGAAGAGAAUGCUGACGAUAGCGACUCUGGCGCGGAUGAGGAAGAGAAUGCUGACGAUAGCGACCACCACAGUAGCUGCUCCUUCAAGCGCUCUGAUGUCGAGAGUGCGACCAUUGCUGCCGAAAGCCCGCCGUUGGUGUCCGCGAUACCCGCAAUAGUGACCUCCGAAGCGACGCCCAACACCAGUGUGACAGACGACCAGUACGCCGGAAGCGCCUGGCUCGCGCAUGGUGGCAUCUUCCCAUCCGGGUCCUUCUUGACUGGCGACGGCGCAAUCUGGAACCUCGGUCAACGUCCGUUCCGCUACCUCCCCGACGACUACGUCUCGGUGCUCGAAGCUGCGGGCGUCCCGUGCAACGCCGUGGUGCAGUUUGAGAUCUUUGAUUUUGAAGAAAAUGGCUGGCAGCCCGUGGCGUACCGUCAUGGUGUGCACGACGUGGCGCCACGAUUGCUCGGUGCCUGGAUUGAUGUCGCUGGCACCGAGCGUGCCGUGUCCGACACGUCGCGCUUUGAGCAGCACGGCACGACGAUGUGUGCGCCAACGUGGUCGAUCAGCGGCCCAAAGGUCUCGAUCCCGCGCCCUCUUCCUCUUUGCUCCCCGCGGUUCCAGUCGUCCAACGUGGCCAUGUCGGCGGCCCACGCCAAAGAGAACGAAGAGCUCGUGCGCUACAUCAACGACGUUUGCAGCGCGCGCUCACUGACGUCGGAGGUGCUCUUUGCAUUGCCGUGGACCGAAGUUGCACCAGAGGAGACGGCGCUCGUUCGGUGGCCGCUGCUCGCCAAGCUGCACGACGUGCCGUCGACCGAGCCAACGUCGCUCUCAGCACGCUUUGCCUUGCUCGUGUCUUUGAACAAGGUCAUGCUCGGGCUUCUUCAGUACGUCGAUCUCGUGGUCGACGAUGGCCCGCAGACAUUGGUGUCGCGUCUCACGGCUGCACGCAGUCUCCUCUUUCACGUACUCAAGCGCGAGCUCUGGGACGUACAGUUGACAGCAACCAGUGUUUCAUCCACGGAACGUCCGCUCACGCUCAACCGCCCGAAAGCAACACGUGGACGGCUUGGAUCGAACGGGACAAACCCGUUUGCUCUUUUUGCACAAGCCUACCGCGUCCUCGGGUUGUGGGACGCGACGUGUUAUCGGUCGACCGGUAAUUUGUACAAGGUGACGUUCCUCGGGGAGAAUGCCGUCGACGGCGGCGGUCCGUACCGGGAGACGUUUACCGAGUUUUGCGCCGAGCUGCAGAGCCCCCAGUUGCCGUUGCUUCUUCCGACGUCGAAUGGCCAGCACAACGUCGGGCACUGCCGCGACGCUUACGUCUUGCACCCGCAGGCGCACGUCCAGCACAGCUCGAUGCUCGUCUUUCUUGGCAAGCUCCUUGGCGUUGCAAUUCGCACCAAGGAUUGUCUUGGCUUGACGCUGUCCCAAGUCAUUUGGAAGCUCCUCGUUCGCGACGUGGUGACGCUUGAAGACCUUGAAGCCGUCGACGCGCUCAUUGUCAACUCGAUGCGGGCGCUCCGAACGAUCGACGCGACGGGUGUCACGGCGGCGCAGUUUGCCGACGUCAUUGACGAGACGUUUACGACGCUGUCGACCGACAACCGCACAGUAGCCCUCCGCCCGCACGGCGACACGAUGGUGGUGACGUUUGAGAACCGAUGCGAGUUUGCAGACGCCGUCGAGCAGUUUCGGUUGCACGAGUUUGAUGCGGCGGCAGCGUGCGUCCGGCGCGGCCUCGGCAUGGUCGUGCCGCUGCGGUACCUCCGACUCUUCACAUGGCGCGAGCUCGAGAGUCUCGUGUGCGGGUCGCCCGACGUCGACAUUGACCUGCUUCAGCAGUGCACCGAGUACAGCUCGUGCAGUGCGUCGGACCAGCAUGUCGUUUGGUUUUGGGACGUUCUCCGGGCGUACAGCCACGACGCCCGUCGCGCCUUUCUGCGGUUUGUCUGGGGCCGGUCGCGGCUGCCGCGGACGCUGCCCGAGUUUCAAGCUGGGCAGCAGUUUAAGCUCACGGCGUUUGACCGGCGACCUGCCGACAGCUAUAUGCCCGUGUCGCACACGUGCUUCUUCUCUCUCGAGCUGCCGCGCUACUCGACCCACGCCAUCUUGGAGGCGCGCUUGACGUACGCCAUUUACAACUGCCAAGCCAUUGACGGAGACGGUGACACGAUGGCGGCCAACCAGCUCGGCUGGGAAGACUAA
Molecule: messenger RNA, 12462 nt
Organism: Saprolegnia parasitica CBS 223.65
Lineage: Eukaryota; Oomycota; Saprolegniomycetes; Saprolegniales; Saprolegniaceae
Exons: 4
Coding region: 1-12462 (4153 amino acids)
Biological process (GO): protein ubiquitination
Molecular function (GO): metal ion binding; ubiquitin-protein transferase activity; protein binding
Source: RefSeq, a predicted model, not a curated record